AUGAACAUUUUAAACUUAUCAAAACAAUCUCCCCAGCCAUCAGCUCCUUGGAACUAUCACCACCUUUUUCCAACCCCCAAACCAUUGAUUUCCAGACAAAUUGCACCACCUGCCAUUCAACCAUGUUUAUCCUCUAGGUAUCACAAAUCAUCAAUCAUUCAAAAUUUGAACCCUGAUGCUUUUUCUAAAAUAAAUAAUGAAACUGCUGAAAAAGAAGCAUCUGCUUUUGGUGUUUUCCCCUUAGAGCUUUGGUAUGAAAUUAUGAGCUCAAAUGAUAAUGUUGGUGUGCUUGUUACAUUAAAUAAAAGUUUUUAUAACGCUUUUGCUCCCCAGCUUUAUGGUAAAUUUGAAAACUUAAACUUGUUAUUGGUGAUUAGUAGUACAAAAAAGAUGAAGCAAAAUGAUGAAUUAUUUAUUUCAAAUGCAAAAGUUUUUUUUAGAGAUAAGCUAUCAUGUUAUGAUGAAAUUUGUGAAAGAUACCAACAAGGAACUGAUUAUGAUUAUGAAUAUAUUGAUGUGGUACCAAAUGAGGAAGAGUACCGGGAUAGUAUGGAACUAAUUAAUUCAACAAAUAAGGUCAUUACAUCUCAUAAGAAAAUUAUAGAGUUAUUUGAAAAUAUCUUAACAAAUGAUAUAUCGUUUAUCAAAAAAAUCAUAAGAAAUCUCACGAUAAAUAUAUCAAUUUUAAAUGGUUAUAAUGAGAUUAUUAGCUCCAAACAUUCAAAAGUUAAUAGAACUUUAAGGAAGAUAAAUAAAGUGGAUGGAGUGGAAAAACAUCAUAUCAGACUACCAAGAUUUGAAGGUUCAAAUUGUUUAAGACAAAACCGUCCAAAUUGUUCCAGAAAUCGUUAUUUUAAUGAUCAAGAUUCUACCUUUUUCCCAAUAAAUGUGUAUUCAAAUGAACAAUCACACUUGGCUGUUGUUUUGGAAACUUUCGCCUCUGAUAAAAAAAAUUAUAUGAGAAACAUUCAUAGUUCAGAAGAUCUUGAGGGCAAUAAUCCAUUUUAUGACAUGUUUAAAAUCUGUUUUGAAGGUAAAAAUAUCCCAAUUAAUGAUCGUAUUAUUGAAGGAGGUGCAAGAUUCUCGACAGAUUUUCAAUCAAUGGCUCAUAAAGUUAAAGUGAUUAAUAGAAAAUUUGAAAACAAAUCACAAGUUGAACAUUCAAUCAUUCAAAUUGUUAAAAUUAUGACUUCUGAUAAAUUCAUGUCUUCAAUCAGUACAUCACUUUCACUUAUGGGAUAUGAAGAUUCAUCAAAUAAUUCAAAAAAAGGACCUCGAGAUUAUGUACUAUCCGAUCUCAAACCAACGAUAACUUUGGUGAAUAAACCAUCAAGAGCUACACAUAUGUGA
Messenger RNA from Hansenula ciferrii, 1350 nucleotides. RefSeq lists its product as uncharacterized. Bases 1 to 1350 code for a protein of 449 amino acids. The transcript has a single exon. The record is from RefSeq and is a predicted model, not a curated record. NCBI's taxonomy places the organism in Eukaryota, Fungi, Ascomycota, Saccharomycetes, Phaffomycetales, Wickerhamomycetaceae.